Entrophospora candida is the source of this 1403-nucleotide messenger RNA. The record is from the annotation of a GenBank genome assembly. NCBI's taxonomy places the organism in Eukaryota, Fungi, Glomeromycota, Glomeromycetes, Entrophosporales, Entrophosporaceae.
GAAAAAGGGAAAGUCAAUAUGAAGAAGAACUUGAAAUGGAUGAAGGAGAAACUCUCAAUGAAGAAACUUUCAAUGAAGAAACUCACAUUGAAGAAACUUUCAAUGAAGAAACUCACAAUGAAGAAACUCACAAUGAAUCCAAUCAACAAAACGAUGAUAAUGAUGAUGAUAAUAAACAUAAGGGUGUCAUUGUCUAUAGUGCAGAAGAAAACAAUAUUCCAUCUCAUUUUCGUGCUCUGCGAGAAGGUGAGACUCUUACUGACGAACAAAUUGCUACAAUAUUAGAGCAUCAAGAUGAAUACGGUUAUUUAACACGCUAUGCGGAAUUAAUGAAAAAUGAUGAAUUGUUGCCAGCAUAUGGAGAUAGUGAUCCAGAAUUAUAUGAUUAUUCUAGUGAAUUUGAGGCAGAAGUUUACGAAUCAGAAGAAGAAGCUGAAAUAAAGAGAAAUCAAUCUUAUAAUGAUAAUGAUAGCAAUCAAAAUAGUCAAAAUAGUCCAAUUGAUCAAAUUGAUCAAAACAAUAACAACAGUGGAAAUAAUGACAAUAUCAGAAAAAUUAGAUAUCGUAUCAUGCCAAAAUAUUCUAAAAGAGAAUAUUACUAUUGGAAAAAAUAUCACUCUGAAAGUUCAAUUGAAUUACUUGUAGCGGAUAUAAGAAAAUUAAGAGAUACUAGAUUGACAAACAUCUGUGAAAAUUUACUAAAUAAUAUAAAUUUAAAAGCAAUUAAUUCUGAUAAUCACAAGAAAAUAUUUCGUCAAUUUGGUGCAACUGAUCAAACACUCAAAGAAAUAUUUAAAUUAAGAUGGUUAAUUAAGCUUGCAAAAUCACCAAGAAAUGUUAAAGAUGAAAAACUUACGGAUGAUGAAAAUUCUGAUGCUACAAUUACAGAUGAAGAACUUACUGAUGACAAUUUUAUAGAUGAUUCUGACGCACCAAAUAUUGAAGAACUACAAAAACUUUCAAUGGAAUUGGCCAAUAAUGGCAUUAUUCCGGGACCUGGAAAAAUCGUAAAAAUUCCAUUAAAACUUAAUCCACCAGUAAAAAACCCUACCAAGUCUAAAAUUGUUAAGAAACAUAAAGUGAAGAAGGGCAAAUCCAAGAAAAAGGGAUCUAUAAAACCACUCGAAGAAAUUGUUGAAGUUGAAGGAAUGGAAAUCGAUGAACAAAUUAUGGAUAAUGAAAAUGAUAGCGAUGAACAAAUGUUGGGCAUUGAAGAACCAAUACCUCGUAAUGGAGAUUUCUUAACACAAGAGGAGGUUGCUGAAUUGGAAAAAGAUAUUGUAUCGCACGUUUGUGAAGAUGAUCCAAUCGUCUCUGAAUCAGAGCCAGACACAGAAGGGAUAGAUGAAAGAUUUGAGAAAUUAAAAUCUUUUGUUGCAAUUAAUAAUGAUAAUGGUAAUUGA